AAUCAUCUUCGUUCCGAACAUGUCAAACGAUGUCCGGGUUCCCCAUGUAGAAGAAAAAAUGGAAACUCGGAAAGUGUAAAAAUCAUUUUUCGUUCAUUAAAAUCAAUAAUAAAGACACAUGUUGUUAGAAAAAUCAUUAAAUAUUAAUUAUCUAUAAGAUUGUAUAGAUUGAAAUGCGAAGAUUUGGAAUUCGUAAAAUUUAUCGAAGUUUUAAGGUUAGAAUGUCUGCCCGUUUUCUGAAAAAUAUGGUACAUGGGAAACCGGGGAUCGUUUGACAUUUUCGGAAUGAAGAUGAUUGGUCAACUCCCAUCAAACUACUUUUCCGAUUCCGUUAUUCCUGUUUUGUCUACUAUACAUGGGACAGCAUUCUAAGACCGUGAUCAGUACAUUUCAGAACACACUCUAUAUCAUAUCUCGAAAAAACGCCCUCUACGGUGACUUUCCGGCAGACCUCUUAACCUCUGCUUUCAAAAUUUACAAAAUAUAACCUAUGUUAAUAGAUGACAAAUCUUGAGAUUUUUUCUUGUCAUUGCCAGUAUAACAUAAGUUCAGUAUUAAUUGUGUAAUGGCUAUGCACGUAGCAACAUUAACUACUAGACUCAUUAGGCCCACAUAUCAAAACAAGUGUGUAGUACUUAGAUAUAUGAGUACUACUUGUGAUCAUGGAAAGAGUUUAGUUUAUCAGGAAUAUGGAGAGCCAAUCAAGGUCCUUUCUAUGCAACAGAUACCAUUAAAGAAACCUGAGGAUAAUCAGGUUUUAGUGAAAUGGCUGUUGGCACCGGUAAACCCUGCAGAUAUAAAUACUAUCCAAGGAAGAUAUCCAAGUAAACCUGCGUUACCAGCUGUCCCAGGUAAUGAAGGUGUGGGAGAGGUAGUAAUUGUGGGAUCGAAAGUACAGGGUUUAGAAGUAGGAGACCGAGUGGUACCGAAUGGUGUGAAUAUGGGGACAUGGAGAACACACGCAGUGUAUAAUAAGGAUGAAGUUUUGAAGAUUCCAAAAAAUAUAGGGAUGGUGGAAGCUAGUAUGAUAAAUGUUAAUCCUUGUACAGCUUAUAGAAUGCUGAAAGAUUUUGUGCCUUUAAAACCAGGUGACACAGUUAUACAAAAUGGUGGAAAUUCUGCUGUGGGUCAAAUAGUUAUACAAUUGUGUAAAGCAUGGCAUUUAAAAAGUGUCAGUAUUGUUAGGGACAGACCUGAAAUUAUAGAACUGAAGGAUCAUUUGAAAAGUCUGGGAGCUCAUGAAGUAUUAACUGAAUCUGAACUCAGAAAAACAGAAAUUUUUAAAAGUAAACAAUAUUUGCAACCGAAAUUGGCAUUAAAUUGCAUCUGUGGUCAGAAUGCAUUAGAAGUGUUGAGACAUUUGGAUCAUUCUGGUGUAAUGGUGACCUAUGGUGGAAUGUCCAGAGAUCCUCUUACUGUACCAACAUCCGCGUUAAUUUUCAAGAAUAUAACUAUAAAAGGUUUUUGGAUGACGGCAUGGACAAAAGCGCACAUGGAGUCGAAAGAACGUACUGAAAUGUAUAACGAAUUGGAGGAAUUAAUUAAUACAAAAAAUUUGCAAGCCCCACCAUAUAAACUGAUUGCAUUUGAUAAAUUUCAAGAGGCUGUACUCAACGCUCUCAGUAUCAAUGGUAAAGCGGGAUUAAAAUAUAUUUUAGAUAUGACUCAAAAAUAAGGUAUGAACAUUUUAUACAAUAAUACGAAUGUCUCACAAUCGAAGCAUUUAAUAUUCGAAUUUUAAUGUGUCUGAUUAUACAAAUAUCUACGGCAGAAUAUUACAUUAGUUCAGAAUAAAAAUGUCGGUUUCCUCUUUGAAAAUAUUAACAAAGUUAAUUUUAUAGUUUAGGAAACCGUUUAUUAAAUAUGUGUACUGUUUGUAUGAUUUGCAAGCACAAAGAAUAAAUAUAUAAUUUAUACUGGA
Messenger RNA from Cephus cinctus (wheat stem sawfly), 1921 nucleotides. RefSeq names its product enoyl-[acyl-carrier-protein] reductase, mitochondrial. Gene Ontology annotation, molecular function: trans-2-enoyl-CoA reductase (NADPH) activity. The record is from RefSeq and is a predicted model, not a curated record. NCBI's taxonomy places the organism in Eukaryota, Metazoa, Arthropoda, Insecta, Hymenoptera, Cephidae. Gene Ontology annotation, biological process: fatty acid metabolic process. Gene Ontology annotation, cellular component: mitochondrion. The transcript has 5 exons. Bases 566 to 1675 code for a protein of 369 amino acids.